AUGCUGUGGGAGUGUUGAUAUUUUCCAGUCAGUCCGGCUGACUGCGGCCAGGUUUGAAGCCUGGCAGGGAGUCGUUUUCAGAUUGUCGCGCCUGGGGCCGGCCGCACUGUGCUGUCAUAGUACCCCCGCCUGUGAGUCAGAGCCUCGGGGAGAGAAGAGCGCGACAGGACGGUCGAGGGAAGAAAGGCAAGGAACGAGAGUGCAGACUUUGACUGAAAUCUGAGACGGAGGGCACGGGAGGGCGAUCGCUAGCUUCUGAUUGGCCCGUGGGCAUCAUCGUAGACCCACGCAACUGCCUCGAUUGGUUGGUGUCUGCAAUUGUUUUGGCGGCGGCGAAGAUUUUGCCCACGUACUUCCGAACGAGAGGCGGGACUGUGCCCUGGCGCGCGUGCGCAGCGCCCCGGGGCCCCACCCUGUAGUUCAAGAACCUGCGAGGGGGCGGGGCGAAGAGGUGCUUGUUUUGGUUCUGUUUCCUUUGAAGCGGCAGGCCGGAACGAGCGAGCAUAGCAGUAAACUUGUUGGACUUGGAGAAAAGGCUACGACAAACUCGCCGCGGUGCCAUCAUCUAGGACUUCACAUCCGGGUUCUCCUGCCCCGUGACCUGCGCGCCACCGACGGUUCUCGAACCGGUGCCUCAAUCUCUUUAUCCGGGUCCCGCCGAUCCCGUCGUGCUUCGCGCACCAGAGUAGCCCCCUCAUCCGGGUUCUAUCCCAGCGUGCCUCGCGCCGGGUUUGCUGGGGGGUACUUGGCGGUGCCGCCAUGACUAUUCUCCCCAAAAAGAAGCCGCCGCCUCCCGACGCCGACCCCGCCAACGAACCGCCGCCGCCCGGGCCGCUGCCCCCGGCGCCGCGUCGCGGCGGGGGUGUGGGCGUGGGCGGCGGCGGCACGGGUGUGGGCGGUGGCGACCGCGACCGUGACUCGGGAGUCGUGGGGCCCCGUUCCCGGGCCUCACCACCGCCUCAGGGCCCGCUACCGGGGCCGCCGGGAGCGCUUCACCGCUGGGCGCUGGCCGUGCCGCCUGGCGCCGUGGCGGGUCCGCGACCACAGCAGGCCUCUCCUCCUCCUUGCGGGGGCCCUGUCGGUCCCGGCGGCGGUCCCGGCGACGCGCUGGGCUCAGCGGCGGCGGGUGUGGGCGCGGCGGGCGUGGUGGUGGGCGUGGGCGGAACCGUAGGCGUGGGAGGUUGCUGCUCCGGGCCGGGCCACAGCAAGCGGCGACGUCAAGCCCCCGGGGUCGGAGCGGUUGGCGGGGGCAGUCCGGAGCGUGAGGAGGUCGGCGCGGGUUACAACAGUGAGGACGAAUACGAAGCGGCUGCAGCUCGCAUCGAGGCUAUGGACCCCGCAACCGUUGAGCAGGGGGAACAAAACACAGGACCAUUCCAAUGGAUUCCAGCGACUUCCUUAAAGCAGGAGCACUGGUUUGAAAAGGCCCUGAGGGACAAGAAGGGCUUCAUCAUCAAGCAGAUGAAGGAGGACGGCGCCUGUCUCUUCCGGGCUGUAGCUGACCAGGUAUAUGGAGACCAGGACAUGCAUGAGGUUGUACGAAAGCAUUGCAUGGACUACCUGAUGAAGAAUGCGGACUACUUCUCCAACUAUGUCACAGAGGACUUCACCACCUACAUCAACAGGAAGCGGAAAAACAACUGCCAUGGCAACCACAUUGAGAUGCAGGCCAUGGCAGAGAUGUACAACCGGCCCGUGGAGGUGUACCAGUACAGCACAGAACCCAUCAACACAUUCCAUGGGAUCCAUCAAAAUGAGGAUGAACCCAUCCGCGUCAGCUACCAUCGGAAUAUCCACUACAAUUCAGUGGUGAAUCCCAACAAGGCCACCAUUGGUGUGGGGCUAGGCCUGCCGUCAUUCAAACCGGGGUUUGCAGAGCAGUCCCUGAUGAAGAAUGCCAUAAAAACAUCAGAGGAGUCAUGGAUUGAACAGCAGAUGCUGGAAGACAAGAAGCGGGCCACAGACUGGGAGGCCACAAACGAGGCCAUUGAGGAGCAGGUGGCUCGGGAAUCCUACCUGCAGUGGCUACGGGAUCAAGAGAAACAGGCCCGCCAGGUCCGCGGCCCCAGCCAGCCCCGGAAAGCCAGCGCCACAUGCAGUUCUGCCACAGCAGCAGCCUCCAGUGGCCUAGAGGAGUGGACCAAUAGGUCCCCGCGGCAGCGGAGUUCAGCCUCUUCACCCGAGCACCCUGAGCUGCACACCGAGUUGGGCAUCAAGCCCCCUUCCCCAGGCACUGUCUUAGCUCUUGCCAAACCUCCUUCACCCUGUGCACCAGGUACAAGCAGCCAGUUCUCGGCAGGGGCUGACCGGGCUACUCCCCCCCUCGUGUCCCUCUACCCUGCUCUGGAGUGCCGGGCCCUCAUUCAGCAGAUGUCCCCCUCUGCGUUUGCAGGUCUGAAUGACUGGGAUGAUGAUGAGAUCCUAGCAUCGGUGCUGGCAGUGUCCCAACAGGAAUACCUAGACAGUAUGAAGAAAAACAAAGUGCACAGAGAUCCACCCCCAGACAAGAGUUGAUGGAGACCCAGAGACUGGAGACCAUCUCCCAACCCCCACCACUCCUGCCCUCCGGUGCCGACCCACCUUCUUUGGCUUUCUUCCCUCUUGCCUUCUUCCCUCUCUCCCUUCAUUUCCCUCUUCCCCACUUCCCUCUGGCUGACCCACCACUGCACCCCCUUUCAUCGCUGCCACCACCACCAUCACCCGUCUCUUUGCCAGCUGACGGGCCCUGUUGCCCCCUGCACAGCACCAUCCCUGCACUCCACAGGGGACUUGGGCAAGGGUGCCGAACAUAGGCGAGAGGCACACAGAGACAAACCAACUGGCAGCCAGGCAGUCCCCGAGGAGAAACAUUCAGACAGAGGAAAGUCUCCCUGCCCCCCUCACUCCCUGCCCUGUUUCUUCCAACUUCAGAAAAACUUGUUACCCCCACCUCCACAAUGAUGCUGGGAAGGUGCGAGGAAGAAGUGGGAAUUCCCUUUCCCAGUACCCCAAGAAUGUCUGAGCCUUCAAUGUUGAAUUUUUUCUUUAUUAAAAUGUACUUUUAUCUUAUAAAAUCAAUCAAUCCAAAAUGAUGUAGACAACAGCAUUGGCUCUGUGAAGGCGGCAUCUCUGGUUUGGGAGCAGGCAGGCCAUGGGCCACAGAGGGAGCACAAAGAUGUGGUUGCUGUCUCUAGCCUCCAGCUCUGUGGAGGUGGGCAGUGUCUAGAGUGCAAGCCGGGGCAGGGUGGGGGGCAGGGGGCCAGGUGUCAUAUGGGCUUUGGACACUGAGACUCUGACCUCGCUGCAUUCCUAUUGCUUCCACACCACCACCACCACCACCACUACCACCACCACCACUGGUCUCUUGGGAAUCUUGGGGUGGGAGGCACCUUUGAGGAUCAUGGCAGCCACCGCCUGCCCAGGAUUUGAGUGUGGGGAGUGGGAGCAGCCUCAACAGAUGAGGCACCUGUGCCCUGCAGGUGUUGACAAGAUCCACCAUCUGUAAUGUCCUUGGCACAAUAAAACCAAAUGUCAGUUUCCCCUGA
Molecule: messenger RNA, 3524 nt
Organism: Neofelis nebulosa (Clouded leopard)
Lineage: Eukaryota; Metazoa; Chordata; Mammalia; Carnivora; Felidae
Gene: OTUD5
Product: OTU deubiquitinase 5
Exons: 10
Coding region: 760-2514 (584 amino acids)
Biological process (GO): protein deubiquitination
Molecular function (GO): cysteine-type deubiquitinase activity; K63-linked deubiquitinase activity
Source: RefSeq, a predicted model, not a curated record